GAUAGCAAUUAAGCAUUACCAUAGGAUGAUAACACCGAGAGAUAUAAAAAGCAAAUUUUCGCCAUUGAAUAGUCACCAUCGACCACAGAAAACCAUUCGAACUUCAAGUCGAAAUGCAGAAUUUUCGAAUAUUAGUACUUGCUUGCGUCAUAUCUCACAACGAAGUCUUCGGUUCAUCGCGAAUUGUCAACGGUACCAACGCUGAAGAAGGAGAAUUUCCUUUUGCCGUGUCGCUGAGGUACAAAUCGAGUCACACCUGCGGUGGUACCAUUCUAAACGAAAACUUUGUGUUGACGGCUGCCCAUUGUGUUUGUACCAACCAAACCCCUAGAAAUAGCAGCCUAUAUUCCAUACAAUAUGGAAUGGUGAACAUCACCCGUGAUCCCGUUAACACCUUAGAUGUAAAACAGAUCUUCUGCCACCAGUUCGAUUCCGAAAAACUCAUCUACGAUUGCGCGGUUCUAGAGCUAGAAUCCAGCUUGCCUAACGACAAGUCUUGGAGGUCUGUGGAACUCUCGCAAAAGUUUGUGGCUGAAAAAUCAACCACCGGGGUUAUCAUAGGUUGGGGUAAAGUUGAGCAAGAGGGUCCUCUGGCUCGCACGCUUCAAAAACUAGAUGUCGACGUAUAUGAUGAAACAACCUGCAGAAACACGAGCAGAGAUAAUACGCACCACAUUUGCUUCGGAUCUGCAUUUGGAGGCGCGUGCAAUGGAGAUUCAGGCACAGCCCUCUUAGUCGACGGAAUGCAAGUUGGAAUAGCAUCAUUCAUUACGGAUAAAUGCGGAGUCGCGGACAAAGAUCAUCCUAACGUCUACUCGAAAGUGUCGAGCUAUUAUGAGUGGAUAAGCAAGGUCUCUGCAUAAAUGAUUUAUUAACAGUUUCAGUAAGAUUGUCUUUCGAAUAAACAAAUGAAUAAGUAUAUAAUCAUA
Messenger RNA from Cylas formicarius (sweet potato weevil), 929 nucleotides. RefSeq names its product chymotrypsin-2-like. The record is from RefSeq and is a predicted model, not a curated record. The transcript has 7 exons. Gene Ontology annotation, molecular function: serine-type endopeptidase activity. Lineage: Eukaryota; Metazoa; Arthropoda; Insecta; Coleoptera; Brentidae. Gene Ontology annotation, biological process: proteolysis. Bases 114 to 863 code for a protein of 249 amino acids.